Molecule: messenger RNA, 2691 nt
Organism: Penicillium argentinense
Lineage: Eukaryota; Fungi; Ascomycota; Eurotiomycetes; Eurotiales; Aspergillaceae
Exons: 6
Coding region: 1-2691 (896 amino acids)
Source: RefSeq, a predicted model, not a curated record
AUGGCAGACCCAUUUUCUGUGGCCGGGAGUGCGGUCGGGGUCAUCUCCCUUGGCCUCGCAGUUUGCCAGGGCCUACUGGCCUACUAUGGGCCACUCAAAGCUUAUGAUGAGCAAAUCCACGACGUCUCGGACCGCAUUAAAAGCUUUAAUAGCACUCUAAAGGCGUUGAAAGUCGUGCUCGCUAACGCCGAAGUUUCUUCUUCUACCCUUACGGCUCGACCUGCAACUCAGGCACUUGAUUGCAUUUUCAAUUGCCAAGAAGGCUUGAAAAGAUUGAAGAGCAUGCUGGACAAAUGCAGAGGCUCUCCAUCAACUAAGAGCCUUUUGGGAUCUAAAAUCCAGGUGAAUAGGAUGCUGUACCCUUUCAAGCGUGACACCCUGGUAACGCUUUUGGACACAACGAGUUGGCUACAAGCUGAUCUCAACACCUCGUUGCAAAUUUUGACCAUGGCUAUGGUCAUCCAAAGUCAAAAGCAAACAGAGCCAGUCAUCACGUACUCGGCCUCGACCGCCACUAAUACAAGUCAGAUGCUAAGCUUGGCUAGCAUGUCUGAUCGGCGCGGCGUUCAUAUCGAGCAAAAGCUAGAUAUGAUCGAACAUCACCUCAAACAGAUGCAAUCAUACCUCAGCGAAUUCGUCGAAAAGAAUGUUCGUGUCGUAGUCGGACGCGCACGACAUAUUUGGGAGGAGACCAUACGGACACUUCAACUUGUGAACUUCACGGCGAAAGCAAGUCCGUUAUUACUUUACUACAUCGUCGAAUAUUUUGCGGAUGGGCUACUUGAAUUUCGAGCCAUUGUGCCAGCCAAUUCCGAGAUCUUCCUUGUAUUGUCCCGUGCAGAAAAGAGUCUGGAGACCCAAGAUGUCUCUGGUAUCAUCAACGAUACCCAAAAGGCCCUGUUUGGAAUAGUUCUUAGAGGCGACGGUUCAAUGUCAGAUGCACUUGGCAACGGCAAUACGAUUUUACACAUAGUGACAUACUGGCAACGUUACAGUUUUCAGUGGGACACACGUUCACAGCUUACCUGGCGUUCAUUUAUCAAUGCCAUUCUACAGACUGGGAUAUCUCCUGAUCGUACCAAUGAUCGCGGCGAGACUCCUGCUGAUAGCAUGAUCCAACGGUUUAAUAGCAGACUUAGCGACCUAGAUAAGCACCAGGUAACAGUUGAUAUCUGUUCAGACCUACUAAAAGCUGGGGGCUACAUGACUCGAUCAGCCCUUGAUUGGAGACAUCAAGAAAAUUGGUUCAACCCUGCUUAUUAUGGUUUUCGAGGGGAUGGACGAAGAAAUGAUAAUCUGUUCGAAGAUUUUACCUUCCGCCUCAUUUGGAAGAUUGCUGAUGAGAAAGGGCUUCAAGAAAAGCUUGAGCCUCUUGCGUAUAAAUCAACGAAGCUUCUGGUCGCGAAGCUGAGAAGAGACAAUGAAGUAUAUCGCUGGAUCGAAUCCUAUACUCGGUGGCCGCUUGGUCUUGCCUUACUUCUUCAAUCUGGACAUGCAUCAAUUGAUGGUGCACUCAAUGCCGCAUGUGAAGCGAACUGCGAGGAAAGCGUGAGACUAUUGAUCCAGGAUUACAGCUGUUUUAUCGGAAAGGAGGAUCUAGAGCUCGCUAGUUUCCAUCCUAACCCUGCUAUUGUUGAUCUAAUAGUCAACACAUUCAUUGAUCGCAGAAGACGGUUACAAGCUCUAGCUGUGGUACACUUGCCAAGAGAAGUUCAAUAUCAGUUAAACAUCAGAUCUGAUACUCUGCUAAACGUGCAUGCUUAUGAAGCAUACGCACUACUCUCAGCGGCUUCUGUGGAUCUGGAAACUCUUUUAGAGCGUCAAACGUGGUCAGUCUUUGACUGUUUCGGGGCCAAUCUUGAGCUGGCAGGCCGGCUAUACGAAGCCGGCUUCAGAGACCUGAAUGAGAUCGACAAGGAUAACGAAACGUGCCUGACAAAUUUGUGGCGAUCUACACCACCAUGUACACUGGAAGAAUUUCUCCAAAAGGCUUAUUGGCUCAUCAGCAGGGGUGCUGAUGUCCACCACCAAGGCCCAUCCGGAUCCGCUUCGCAUACUCUGGGAAACGGCGUGGGAUCUAUUUUACGAUACACUGGCCAAGAGGAAGAGUGCCGAUUGGAGAUUCAAUCUCUGAGCGGUAACUCGAAGGAAUUGCUGAGGAUAGUUCUUUUCGACAAUGUUCGAGAUGACUGCGAGUGUGCAUGCUCUCUGAACGGAUGCUCUCCGCUCUCGGCUUUUCUGGGCGGUCUUUUCCCAACACGAACCUACGGUGACACCAGAGACCUUGUUCAGAUGCUCGCAGAUUUAUUAUCUGUGGUACUCGAUGGCUUCGAAGCUGUGUCUCCUGAGCACUACAAAAAUCACUUGGGGGCAGGCAUACUUCGUUUCAUCACAUUCAGGAGCCUGGAACUCACUCAUACUUGCUCGCAUGAGUAUAGAAAAAUCGAGCCAGAUGACAUAAAAGAGAUUCACGACGAAGAAAAACUAUUAAUAUUGGAUCUCGUGAACCUAUUGAGAGAAUUAUCCGAGGAGUUCGAGGAGCACAACUUGCAACUUUCGAGUUUCAUAACCGGCCCGUGGCGGGCACACAUGAAUUCAUUUUUAUCAUCGUCCAGACCACAAGGCACACAAGAAGCAAGUGAGAUUCUACAGGCAGGUGUCAUUCUUGAUAAGAUCAUCUUUUCGCGUUAG